Pyricularia pennisetigena is the source of this 915-nucleotide messenger RNA. RefSeq lists its product as uncharacterized. Gene Ontology annotation, molecular function: RNA polymerase II transcription regulatory region sequence-specific DNA binding; zinc ion binding. Gene Ontology annotation, cellular component: nucleus. The annotation marks the transcript as partial. The transcript is spliced from 2 exons. NCBI's taxonomy places the organism in Eukaryota, Fungi, Ascomycota, Sordariomycetes, Magnaporthales, Pyriculariaceae. The record is from RefSeq and is a predicted model, not a curated record. Gene Ontology annotation, biological process: regulation of mRNA 3'-end processing; transcription elongation by RNA polymerase I; DNA-templated transcription.
AUGGAUGACAAGGAACUGCAGCGCUCCAUCAAGGAGCUCGUCAAAGCCGUAGGAAACGAGACGCAGGAGACCAUCAUUCGCAUGCUCGAGAACCUGAAAAAGGCGACGCCAUCUGAGGACAGUCUGAGGGCGACCAAAGCAGGCGUGGUGGUUGGCAAGCUACGAUCAAAUUCGGAUAAGAGCAUCGCGCGCGUCGCCGCGGAGGUGGUCACCAAAUGGAAGAAGUCGGUUGAAGCGGAGAAGCGCAAACGGGCGGGAGGUGCCGCCGGCGCCUCGUCACCCGCUGCCGCGUCGUCACCGACCAGCAUGAACGCACCCUCGCCGGCUGCGGCGUCCAGGCCGCUGGGAAGCGGCAACGGCAGCAAGCCGUGGACGGGCGAUGCCUCGAAGCGACGCUGGGACGCGGACAAGGUAGACAAGAAUCGUACCGGUAACACGACGCGAGACAAUAUUAUUGGCUUGAUAUAUAACGGGCUGGCGUUCAAGUCGUACGCGCCCAUCGACGCGAUCCUGGCCAAGUCGGUCGAGAUCGAGCAGGCCGCCUUCGUGGCCUACAAGGGCGACACGGCCGACUACAGGAGCAAGAUGCGCUCCCUCUUCUCCAAUCUCAAGUCCAACCGGGACCUGGCAAAGCGCGUCUUCUCUGGCGAUAUUGCUGCUGCCAAGUUUGUCGUAAUGACAUCUGACGAGCUCAAGUCGUCCGACCUGCGUAAGCAGGAGGAGGAGCUGGCCAAGGAGAACAUGAAGAAGGCACAGGUGCCCAUGGCCGAGAGAUCCAUCAGCGAUGCGCUCGAGUGCAGCAAGUGCAAGCAGAAGAAGGUCAGCUACACGCAGGCACAGACCAGGAGUGCUGAUGAGCCUAUGACGACGUUUUGUGAAUGCACCGUGUGUGGAAAUCGGUGGAAGGUGAGUUUU